GGUUUUAGCUUUUCUUUUUUGUGGAACAAAGUGAUAGAAAUCGAGCCAAUGCCAUUAAAUGACGUCAGCCUCCCCCGGUAUCUUUACUUCCGCCCACUGCAAUUGGGAAAUUCCUUAUCUUUAACCUUAGUUUUAUUGUUCCUUCUUUAAUCUUUGUUUUGUUUCUUUAUAUUUUUAGCUCAAACCCGAAAUUUCAGACAAAUAAAUAAAUAAUGUGUUUCAAGUGACUAACGUUUCUAUUACCUUCUCUAAAAAUUUUGAUUCCACUGUCCCUGAUGUUUAAUCUCAGCCGUUCGAUUUUCUUGUACUUACUAACCGUCGUCGUAGUGACGGCACAGUCGACAGCUCCACCACCAAGGGGAGACUCGUACCGUCUUUACAGUCAUUUCGACCCCACGAUGGCCAUCGUCGUUAUGGUCCUCGUCGGCGCUUUCUUCUUCGUCUGGAUCCUCUCCAUUUACAUCCGUCAUUACGACGAAUCUUACCCGAUCGCCCCCGCCGCUGCAGCUUCCUCUGCUCAAAGGUUCCGGCCAAGCGGUCUUUAUCCGGAGGUGAUCGAGAAUUUCCCCGUUUUUUUAUAUUCCCAUGUUAAGAACCUUAAAAUUGGUAAACGGGCGCUGGAAUGCGCGGUUUGUUUGAGUGAGUUCGAAGACGAUGAAGCGCUGCGUGUAAUUCCGAAAUGCUGUCACGUGUUUCAUCUUGAUUGUAUCGACGCUUGGUUGGCUUACCACGUGACCUGUCCUGUUUGUCGAGCUAAGCUCAGCCCCGAUUCCGAUGACAUAGCUCUACCGGUAGAGUUAGGCUCCGACACCACUGAGUCGGACAACAACAACACCGAGUCGAGUCAUCCGACAAGACAACGAAUUGAGCAGCAAAAUGAGUUGGUCAUUCAUGUCGACGAGGAAACGAGACCGAGAGAGAAAAUAACGGGGAAGUUUACACGUUCUCACUCGACGGGUCACUCAAUGAUUCAACCUGGGGAGAACACGGAAAGGUUUCCGUUAAGGUUUGCGGAGGAAUUCAGGAAGCAAAUUGCGAAAAGGGGGGUUGAAGCGGGCAAGACACCGCCGUUUGUUUCGAAGACGGGUCCGCUUAAGUCUCCGAAAGGUGGCGGUGGAGAUUGGGACGAUGGGUCCCAUUCAUGGAGAGGAUUAACGUCCGUUGAAGAGAAGCUAUAUUGUCUCAACUUGAAAGCUGAGCUAGGUGAAAAAGGUUCCUCGCCUCGGCCUUCCAUCUAA
Messenger RNA from Gossypium arboreum, 1238 nucleotides. Its product is annotated as E3 ubiquitin-protein ligase ATL6-like. Bases 276 to 1238 code for a protein of 320 amino acids. The transcript is spliced from 2 exons. The record is from RefSeq and is a predicted model, not a curated record. NCBI's taxonomy places the organism in Eukaryota, Viridiplantae, Streptophyta, Magnoliopsida, Malvales, Malvaceae.